Chara braunii is the source of this 3239-nucleotide messenger RNA. The record is from the annotation of a GenBank genome assembly. Lineage: Eukaryota; Viridiplantae; Streptophyta; Charophyceae; Charales; Characeae.
CCAGGGCAGUAAGUUCUAGUCAGUCCACAAGUCAAAUGGCGGGCUCGCAGUUAAGCCCGUUGACCCCACGCGGUAGGGAGCUCCUAGAGCUCCAACAGGUCGAAAGGAUCCGCGAGCGGUUAGAGAGGGAACUGAAGCAAGCUACCGACAGAGAAAGAGAAAUUAAAAAUAGAACAGCCAGGCUUGAUACGUUAGAGGCAGACAAAGCUGCAUUAGAGGGUCUGGAUGAGUCAGCCAUGUCUGACCAAAUGAAAAUAUUGAAGAACAGUAUGCUGUCGCUGCAUGCGCAUGUGGACAACAGACUGGAUUUCAUGCAGAACUCUUUGGACCAGAUCUUGGACCUUUUGCAAAGGCCAGGAUUCCGGCCAGCAGCACAGUCGUCGUUGCCGUUAACGGCAUUUCAGGCCCCUUUCCGGUACAAGCUGGCACAAGUGGACCGGGUACAACGCCUUAGUAGACCCGUAGCAUCUACUUUGGCCAAUAAGGAGCGCAUGAUUGUCACAGACUAUAUCAAGGAUGUAGUCUGCACCUUCUCCUAUGGAGGAGGGGAACUUAAUCACAAGAUUUCGUUCCUGGUUAGUGACGACUUACCAUUUGAUAUGCUGUUGGGGAUGUACUACCUUGAGGUUGCCAAACCCCAGUUUGACUGGGACAAGAAGGUGCUAAAGCAUAAGUUGCCUGAUGGAAGAACAAUGAGGCUGACUAAGUUCAAACCCGGUAGUAUAAUCCAUACCUAUGGCUGCUUGUGUGCAUCAGCGUUCUAUAACUAUUAUAAACAGAACCAAGAGGAGGGUAUGUACCUAGUGUAUGUCUCUAAGAAAGGGGCGGCCGUUAAAACACCCCCAGAGAUAGAACAUGUCGUUGCUAAGUUCCCUGAUCUGUUCACGGAGCCUACAGGAGUCGUAGAAAGGGAGGUUGUCCACGCCAUAGAAAUCAUUCCAGGGAGUAAAACCCCAAAGGGAAGGAUCUAUAGGAUGGCUCCGGCCGAGUUGGAUGAACUUCGGCGACAACUGAAAGAGCUGACAGAAAAGGGAUGGAUCCGGCCGAGUACUUCCCCCUACGGAUCUUCAGUGCUAUUUGUACCGAAGAAGGGGGGUACAUUGAGGAUGUGCAUUGAUUACAGGGGCCUCAAUGCCAUCACAGUGAAAAACGCAGAGCCUCUACCUCGCAUAGACGACCUAUUGGAUAGGGUGCAGGGAUGUAAGUACUAUACCAAGAUAGACUUAAAGUCCGACUACCAUCAGAUCGCAAUAAGACCUGACGAUCAACACAAGACUGCUUUUCAGACCAGAUACGGUCUGUAUGAGUUUGUAGUGAUGCCCUUUGGCCUUUGCAAUGCGCCGGGUACAUUCCAUCAUGCCAUGAAUAGGAUCUUCCAUGACCACUUAGAUAAGUUUGUCGUUGUCUACUUAGACGAUAUUCUUAUCCUUAGUAAGUCUAUCGAGGAGCAUGCACAACACGUUGAGACUGUACUUUCACUCCUGCGACAGCACAAGUAUAAGGUCAACUUAGAGAAAUGUGAGUUUGGACGCACUAAGAUCUUAUACUUGGGUCAUGAAGUAUCCGCGGAAGGUAUUAGCUUGAAAGAUGCGAAGGUGGCUAGUAUCAGGGACUGGCCACGACCUCAGACUGUUACUGAGGUCAGAUCUUUCUUAGGAAUGUGCGGCUACUAUAGGAACUUCGUAAAGAACUAUUCUACAGUCGCCUCUCCUUUGACUGAUCUAACUCGACUUGACACGCCGUGGAACUGGAGUGAUGAGUGCGAGGCUGCUUUCAAACGAUUGAAGCAUGCACUCAUGAAUCAUGAGGUUCUCAUGGUGCCCGAUCCUCAGAAGCCAUUCAUAGUGACCACUGACGCAAGCCAAUACGGCAUUGGCGCAGUGCUGGCUCAACAGGAUGGGAAAAAGUUGAGACCGAUUGAUUAUAUGAGCAAGAAAAUGCCAUCAAAGAAACUCGCAAAGUCGACCUAUGAAAGGGAACUCUACGCUCUCUACAAAGCACUUGUUCAUUGGAGGCACUUUCUGUUGGGAAGGUUCUUCUAUUUGAGAACUGACCAUCAGACCCUCAAAUGGAUCAAGACUCAACCGACUCUUUCUCAACGCUGGAUUGAGGUCAUAGAUCAGUAUGACUUCAAGCUAGAGUAUCUGAAGGGAGAGUACAACAAGGUUGAUGAUGCGCUGUCACGAAGAGCAGACUACCUAGGGGCGCUAUUUUCUGAGUUUGGUGUAUCUGAAGAACUGACUCAAUCGCUGGUGGGAGCCUAUCAGGAAGACCCUGUCAYGAUGGACAUCAUACGCAAACUUCAGGCAAAAGACAAGGCCACAGAARAUGAGUUUGUGAUGGUGGACGGGCUUCUCUUUCUUGAUAAGGGCGGAUUUAAAAGAUUAGUUGUACCAUCUAGUGAACAUUUGCGUAGUUUAUUCUUAGGAGAAUGUCAUGACACAACUAGACACUUUGGCUACAAAAAGACGAGUGCCAAUCUAGUACAGCGAUUUUGGUGGCCUGGAAUGCUAGAUGACGCAAAGAAGUAUGUAGAGACCUGUCAGGUCUGUCAGCGGGACAAGCCGCGAACGCAAGCACCGCUUGGGUUGCUGAAGCCCUUACCUAUCCCCGCUGCUCCAGGACAGAGCGUUUCCAUGGACUUCAUGGACACCCUGGUGACCAGUAGGAGUGGCAAGAGGCACAUCUUUGUCAUCAUCGAUCGAUUCACCAAAUACGCUAGACUAAUUGCCAUGCCAGAGACCGCAAGGACUGACCACGUCAUCAAGUUGUUUAUGGACAACUGGGUAUGUGAUUUUGGACUACCAAAGUCAAUCGUUAGUGACAAAGAUGUCUGAUUCACAAGUGAGCUGUGGAAGAAGACUGCUGAGCAGAUGGGCAGUCAACUUCAGAUGACUUCAGGGAAUCAUCCUGAAGCCAACGGACAGGCCGAGCAGAUGAGCAGAGUUGUACAACACCUGCUGAGGCAUUACAUCAAGCCCAACCAGGAUGACUGGGAUGAGAAGUUGCCUCUCAUCGCCAGCCUGUACAACAACGCUGUACACAGCAGUACCGACAUUAGUCCUAAUCAGCUACACUUGGGAUGAAAGCUUCCUCCUGCCUGAAAAUCGACCCUCUGCAACUCCAGGCACACUUGAGUAUCGUGUGCAGUAUGAGAAGUUGCUACAGCAAGUUGUCGAACACAUCAAGAAAGCUCAGCAAGCAAUGAUUGCUUCUGAGAACAAACAUCGUCGGCAGUC